AUGGAACAAGACUCUUCCCCAUUCGUCGAGCUCGAUCUCAUCGCCUCCAUGUCGGCGGCCGCCACCGCAACCCUUGCGCCGCCCACUCCCCCGUCCCCGGCCGAUCCCGCCUGCGAGGCCGCCGAGCAACGCGUCUUCUCCUGCAACUACUGUCGCCGAAAGUUCUACAGCUCGCAGGCUCUCGGCGGCCACCAGAAUGCUCACAAGCGAGAACGUCAGCUGGCGAAACGCGGCCGCGCAGCACCGGUGGACGACCACCGCUUCUUCGCCGGGGUUCCUCUCCGGCCGCUGGGAAUCCAAGCGCACUCCAUGGUUCAUAAAUCGUACUUCGGUUCGUCGUCAACGCCGGGGAUGGUUUCCGGCAUGGUGGCGGCGAGGCAGGGGUGGUACAGGACGCCUGUUGCCGCGGGGGUGGGGCGGUUGUUGCCGGAGGAUUAUAUGGGAGGGAUGUUUAAGGGGGCGGGUGUGAGGUUCGAUGAGGUGGUGGCGCCGCCGCCGGUGAUGGCGGGGGGCCGCCGCCGGUGA
This is a messenger RNA of Phalaenopsis equestris, 525 nucleotides long. Its product is annotated as zinc finger protein 1-like. Gene Ontology annotation, biological process: negative regulation of abscisic acid-activated signaling pathway. NCBI's taxonomy places the organism in Eukaryota, Viridiplantae, Streptophyta, Magnoliopsida, Asparagales, Orchidaceae. Bases 1 to 525 code for a protein of 174 amino acids. The transcript has a single exon. The record is from RefSeq and is a predicted model, not a curated record.